CCUUAUGUGUGAUCAAUAAAUGAUAACGAUAAGUUUGGAAACCUUCUCAAGACCAGGUGUUUUAGAACCUCAUGACGAAAGAUGUUAAAUGUAACUUUAUUUCUCUUUUCUCAGCAAUCGCAGCAGUGAAACUAUCGUCUUCAUCGACGCUUCUUACAACGGAGGCAGCAGAAUGGAGAAUUUUUUUGAUAUAUGAAGCACUUUACAAACAGAAAAGGCUAGGAGACCUACAAAUAGAAGUGAUUGGCGAUAAUAUUCCAGGAAAACCGCCAACGAACAUAACUUCACUGGCAUUGAGUCCAUCUCGUAUCGCUAUCAACUGGAAUCCGCCACAAUCGGAUAAAUGUGAAGUAUUUCCCUUGCUGGGAUUCCUUGUCUUUUAUUCCUUCAAUGAUAAAGAAAAUGUUGACGUUAAAAUGUUAAACGUGAACAAAUCUAACAGCAACGUCGUCAUACAGGAUUUGGAAAAUUUUGAGUGUUACCUGAUUUGGAUACAAACGAUAACUGCGCGUGGCCUUGGACCAAAAAGUAAAGCAGUGAAAAGAAGGACGUUAGAACAAGUGAUUUCGGUGAAACUAACCAUUCAGUUGAAUGUCCCCUGGGUUCAAGCUCAACUUAAUAGCACCAGCGACGCUUUCCAUAACGUAACAGCCAGGAUUGAACGAAAUGUUUACCUCUUGUAUGAAAACAAUGUCCAGUUACGAAAAGUGGAGUGCCAUAAGCUUAUAAAUGAGAGUGGAAAGACCGCAGCAGAAGUUGAAAUUACAUUUGGCCAGCACGUUCAAAUGUCUGCUUUUAUUCUGUUGUACAAAGAGCUGUACGAAAAUGGAACUCUGGGAAACAUGACAGUGGCUCCUAUCUCAGAUAACAGUAAGUAUUCAUUUCCUGGAAAACCUCCCACAAACAUGUCGGUUGAAGCCAUCAAUCCAACAAGCUUAUUAAUCAAAUGGAAAUUCUCAUUGCCAUCUUACGAGCCAGUAAUUCCAAACGAAGCUCUGCGGAUGUUUUAUGAGCUUAAAGAAAAUACAACAAUGCAAAACAUUAAAGACACGAACGUUACAGCAGGAUUUCUUGUACUGGAUAAAUUAAAGAAAUUCUCAUGGUACACUGUCUGGAUAAAGAGUGUUACGUCUCGAGGACUGGGAGUCGAAAGUGAACGUUUCAAAAUACGAACUUUGGAGGAAGUUGUUCCUAUCAACACGACAGUCCGACUGCCUGGCGAAAAUUGGACUGCUGAUCUUUUAAACACAACCUCAGAUGCUUUCUCAAAUCUGUCAAAACAAUUACAGAUUAAGGUGGAAGAAAUGUAUCACAACGAAACUCAUCUACGCGACAUAGUCAUUCACCGCUUUAGGAAUGACAGUCGUAAAGUUGUUGCUGACAUGGAAAUUAUCUUCGGUCAAUACGUGGAAAUGAAACUGUUCAUAACUCUGUACCAGGCCCUAUACAGGAAUGGCUCCUUUAGUGACUUACCAGUGCAACCCAUACGGGACAACAUUCCAGGAAAACCUCCACAAAACAUAUCCGGGCAUGCCACGGGUACAACAACCAUUCUGGUGGAAUGGACCACCGUGCCGUUGGAAUCUGACGUUAUACUGCUCAGGGUUUUUUAUGUCAUAACAAGCAAGCCAAAUGAGACGAUUUCGAGAAAUGACAUAAACGUAACAAAACGAAGUGUAAAGAUUGAAAACCUGGAAAAGUUUGCUAACUACAGAGUUUGGGUACAAAGUGUUUCCACUCGAGGUCUUGGCGUCUCAAGCAUUCCGAUUAACGUUCGAACAUUGGAGGAAGUUGUACCAGUAAACUUGACGGUUCGUCUCAGCGACGUGAAAUGGAACAGGAAUCUUUCUGAUCCAGAAAGCGACAACUUCAAAAUCUUGGCCAGAACCAUUCAACAGAAUGUGUUCCUACUGUAUGGACAAGAGUCGAGCUACCUACGGAAUGUCCAGUGCCAUCAAUUUAGAAAUGGAAGUGUGUUGGCAGAUUUGACUAUAGUAUAUCGUCAAAGUGUUGAACCAAAGCAGUUUGCUGUUAUUUUCAAAGCACUCUAUGAAGAUGGGAAACUUGGAAAUUUGACCGUACAGCCGGUUAAAGACAAUGUACCCGGUAAACCGCCAACAAGUGUUAGCGCGGAGUCAAACACAUCCACGAGUAUCAAAGUCACGUGGCAAUGCGCGGACUGCCACGAGCUCAACACAACAAUAGGAUUUCUUAUCUCUUACAAACUUGACAACAACAACCGCACUUUAGCUGUUGCUGUAAACAGGACUGUAAGAGACUUUCUGAUCAGUGGACUUAAAAAGUUUUCAAACUACACGAUCUAUGUGAGCAGUGUAACGCGAAGGGGCGUCAGCAUGUCAAGCAAACGAUUGAGCGUAAGAACACUUGAAGAUGAACUUGAAAUUUUAGUGCCCAGUCUUGCUCCUGUGAAUCUUCGUGCGUAUAACAUGAGCUCCACCAGUCUUUUGGUUGCCUGGGAACAACCUCCUGAGGAUCAAGUGAACGGCAUUUUGUUGGGUUACAAAGUAACUUACAGUAAAUAUGGAGAAAUCGACACCAGAAAACAAAACGACAGCGUUAUGUUGAAUUUCACCACAAUAAGCGGAUUAGACAAGUUUACAGUCUAUCAAGUAAAUGUGUCGGCGUUCACUCGUGUUGGGAAUGGACCAGAAGCAAAUGUGUCUGCAUCAACUGAUCAAGAUGUGCCCAGUCUUCCACCGACGGACAUCACAGCAUACAACACGAGCUCAACAAGUUUGAAGGUGACUUGGAAUCCCGUCCCGCAAGGGUACGCUCACGGGAUUGUUCUGGGGUACAUUGUGCUGUACAAAAGGGAGAAGGAUUUAAACACUAGUUAUAUCAAUAUAACAAGCCUAGUGACCUCUGUAGAGCUCACUGAUCUCAACAAGUUUACAAUGUAUGUGGUCAAAAUGUUGGCAUUUACAAUAAAAGGAAACGGAGCGAUGACAAAUGGAACUCAUGCAAGAACACAUGAAGAUGUUCCCAGUCUGCCUCCGACACAACUCGGCGCUUACAACACUAGUUCAACAAGUUUAAUGGUCACGUGGCUGCCUGUUCCUGAUGGAUAUGUGCAUGGCAUUCUCCGAGGUUAUCGUCUCUUGUUUAAAAUAGAUGAGGACAGUUUUUACCAGAAUGUGACAACAGUUAACCAAAGUUUUGAGCUGAUGGGACUUGAAAAGUUUACUAAUUAUUCUGUUAAAGUUUUGGCGUAUACUCGGAUUGGUGAUGGAAACGUAUCUGACCCUGUUCUCGUUUCAACUGAUGAAGAUGUUCCAAGUCUUCCACCUCACAACGUCAGCAGCUACAACACAAGUUCCACCAGUGUCCAUGUAAGCUGGCAUGAGGUGCCCCGUAGCUUUGUUCAUGGUAUUCUGCUCGGUUACCGUGUGUUCUACAAAGUCGCAAGUGGAACAAGCAAUAACAACGUCGUUUCAACUUCAGGAACUACAAACGAAAAAGAGUUGCAGGGGCUAAAGAAAUUCACCAUUUAUCAGGUCACUGUCUUAGCGUUUACAAGGAUUGGGGAUGGAGCAAACUCAACUAGCAUAUUUGUUUCAACUGACGAGGACAUUCCCAGUCAACCCCCAACUGACCUAACAGCAUACAAUACAAGUUCUACAAGUCUUCAGGUGACCUGGGGAGAGGUACCUGAAGGAUUUGGUCAUGGAAUUCUACAGGGUUACCGAGUGUUUUAUAAAAGGACUGGUGACAAGAAUGACAGUUAUGUGAACUCGACCACAGGCCCAAACGAGCGGAAGCUUCACAUCACAGGAUUGGAAAAGUUUACAGCAUACUCAUUAAAGGUUUUGGCUUUCACAAGAAAAGGCGAUGGAGCUGUUUCUGUUAAUAUGUCUGUUUUAACAGAUGAAGACGUUCCCAGCUUGCCUCCGCAAAGCGUCAAAUCAUAUAACACAAGCUCUACCAGUGUGAACGUCACGUGGCUUGAGGUUCCCACUGGCUUUGUUCACGGCAUACUAAGAGGAUAUCGAGUAUUCUACAACAGAACUCAACUCCAGGGGGCUACUGUCAAGGACGCGCCUGCUAACAAACGUUACGUUCAUCUGAUGGGACUGAAUAAGUUUACAAACUACACAAUACAAGUGGCCGCAUUCACAAGGAUUGGUUACGGAGCCUUGUCGUUGGACUUGAUAGUCUCCACUGAUGAAGAUGUUCCCAGCCGUCCUCCGCAAAACCUCCGAGGAAACAAUAUCAGCUCAACAGCGCUGAGAAUCACGUGGAACCCAGUUCCCGCCGGUUUCGUGCACGGUAUACUGCGAGGGUAUAGAGUGCUUUAUAGAAAGACGAACGAACCUUUCGCACCUUACACUAAGAUAACUGUCUCACCAAGAGUCAAUGUGAAAGAAAUCCACGGUCUUAAGAAGUUUACCUUCUAUACUAUACGGGUUCUCGCGUUUACCAUAAAAGGUGAUGGUGCCAAGUCUGCACCGGUAAAUGUAUCAACGGAUGAAGACAUUCCCAGUGAGCAACCACAGAAUGUUUACGCCAAGGACAAAGCAAGUGCAACGGUAAUUUACCUGUCAUGGCACCGCCCCCCGGAACACACCAUGCACGGUAUUCUACGUGGCUACUACAUUUGGUACAGUAUCAUCAGCCUUGGAAUUUAUGACGAAACUCCAGUUUUUCCACAAGACUACAUGAAGAAACAACUACCUGCAGGGUCUAAAAGCGAUGCUCUCACUGAUCUGGAAAGUUACGCUACAUACGACAUAAGAAUAGCCGCCUUCACCAGCAAAGGAUACGGUCCCAUCAAAGACAUAUCAUCAAGUGAGCGUGAUUAUUCGUUGUAUAAUAUAAAUAUUUUUACUAUGUUUCAUGUACGUUUGUGUGGAGAGUUACGUCGAUUUUGCCUCGUACUGAGUUUUGUGCGAGAAAUGAAACGAGGGACCGUGAUUCCUCUCAAUGUUUUGUUCCCUGCUGCUGUAGGCUACACAGUAGAUAUCACACGUUUUGUAAAGCGAACCUGCAGAUGUCGCUCCACGAUCCCGACUAACUGGUGGAAAAAUCCUCCAUACGUGAACUCACAACCCUAUAGCAACAGAAGCAAGGAAAGCGGUAUCUUGCCAACCAUACUUGAGUUGGCUGUUUCUCACUGCUGCCAGGGAUGCGAUGAGUUCGGCGCCACGACGAUUGACUUCACAACUGAUGCAAAUGGCUUAGAAGCCGAAAAAGAAGGUGUCAUUGAGGUCAAGGACGCAAUCAGUACCAAAACAAUGAUUUCCUUUGGACUUGCUGGUGUAAUGCCUCAAGAAAAGUACUAUAGUCCUGAUGGGAUAGCGGAGUACGUGCCUAUCAUGGAGACUCCGGGCGUAGCUUUUAUCGUAGCUGAAAAGAGAGAUAUUCACAAGGAAGUCCUACUAGCGAUUCUAAGCUGUUGGCCUGCUGUUGUCAUCGCUUGUAUCAUGACCUACGUAGCUGGAAUUGUCGUGUGGGCUCUGGAUAUGAACUGGAAUCACGUUGACUUUCCCAAAUCUUUCUUUUCGGGAUCACUCGAGGGAUUCUGGUGGUCGUUCGUUACCAUGACAACGGUUGGGUACGGUGAUCGGAUUCCUAAGUCCAUUCCAGCCAGGUUGUUUGCUUUUCUGUGGACGUGGACCGGUAUCGCUACAAUAGCUGUAAUCACGAGCAGUAUGACAGCUUCACUCAUGAGUAUGGUGUUCAAGCCAGAAAGGAUGAUCUACGGAACAAAGUUGGCAGCCAUUGAUAACUCCACUGAAUACAAACUGGGACUCAGACGCAAUGCCAUACUAAACCCAGAUCACUCAUACGGGAACUUGUUCGAUAUUUUUGAAGACCUUGAAAAAGACCGAAUCCAUGCUGCUCUUCUUGACUCGUACUCGACAGCAAGCGAGAGUAAGAUGUUCAGUAAGGACUGGUUACGAGUGAUAGAAAUCAUACCUGUUAGAUACGAGUCUGCUAAUGGAGUGGUACUGACCGGUGACGUUAUGAGACUAGCGCGCUGUUUCCGACGCUAUGUGAAAUCAGAAACAAGUACCAUACACAGAAUUAUACAGAGAAACGUAGGGACUAUUGAGGCAGAUGACGUUCCUUUUGCAGUGAAGACAUCUUCUGAUCUGCUUACUGAAGAAUCUUAUCUUUAUGUAAGAACAGUGAUUAUCUUGGGAGGCUCUCUCGGUGUCUUCACUCUCUCUGGUCUCCUUUGGCAUUUUUGCUUUUAUAAAAAGACGAUAUCACCACAGCCUUCUGAUUCAGACGGACAAGUGGCGACGCUAGUCAAGCCCCAAAUAACACGCCAUGAAAUAAGAGAACAGCUAAAACAAGAGAUCGUAGAGUUUUAUGCAAGAUUUCGGCAAAAGUAUCUUGCUUUACGGCGAAAACAUAUCAAAGAACUUAAGGAACUUAGAAAAUUGUCCAACAAUAAUGGCAGCGCAGACGUCAGAAGACUGCCGGAAUUUUCUGCAAAUCGCAAGGGAAAUUAUGUUGUUACCAGAGACGCUGACGUCAAUUCCAUAUUAGAAGGACUGGACAUGACCAUAUUCGAUAAAAGAAGCAGCAAAAGAUGGCAUUUUUGAGUAAAAGAAAGACAGUAUUUCAUAAACUAAAGACUGAACGAAUAAUUGAGCUACAGAAUAAAUAUGAGAGAACGAUGUUCCUUUUCGUGAAAUUUUAAAAUAUUUUUGUCUACUUUUACCAAUAUCUUACCGGUAAAAUUCCAUAUAAGAGCAAUUGAAACAUACACAAAUUGUACAAUAAUUAUUCACACACUUUCUUACCUACGGCCUGCUGUACUUCUAGUGUAGUUAUGUCGUUUUUUUGUGGUACUUUACUGUUAAGGUUUGAUUUGACCGAAAUGAUUAAAAAUUGAACAGCAA
Orbicella faveolata is the source of this 6872-nucleotide messenger RNA. RefSeq lists its product as uncharacterized. The record is from RefSeq and is a predicted model, not a curated record. NCBI's taxonomy places the organism in Eukaryota, Metazoa, Cnidaria, Anthozoa, Scleractinia, Merulinidae. Gene Ontology annotation, molecular function: protein binding.